AUGAAUAAGUCAUGGAUAAUAGAAGAUAGGACAUCUGAUGCAUAUAUUAACGGAGUUGAGCAGUUCCUUAGAUUUGCAGUUCGUAACGUAGAAAAACAUAAUGAAAAGCAUUCACAUAAACGUAGGAAAAAACAUAUUAAUAUAAGAUGUCCUUGUUUUGAUUGUGAUAACAUUCCCCCGGGUCUGACCAUUGGAGAAGACAAGUUGACCGAACAGGUGAAAGAAGGUUCCCUAGCCAUAAGCGGCGGCAAUGAUAUCCUAACACUUGCUUUGGGGACUGCUGAACGGUCUGGAAAUGGUGGAUCUGCACCAAGUUGCCACAGUGCAAAUACAGAGUCAAGCUCAGAAAGUGAGAGGAUAUCGCGCCUAGAAGCCCAAAUUUCCAUCUUCAUGGGGAUUCAAGGAGCUGAGGCCUCAAUAUACACACAUCAAAAUUAUUCAGCUGCGAGCAAACCUUCGUCCUCAGCUGGUUCUUCUCCAAAAAUAGUCAAGGAUAGUGAGGACAAGGGUGGAAAAUCUUGUAUAAUGUGUCUGGAAUCUUCAGGUUCAUCUAUUGAUGUGGCUAAAGGAAAGGUCUUUCGUACAAAGAGCUCUGAUAUGUUACACAAUGUUCGUAUUGGUAAAGGAAAUGUGCGUGUACUUGUAGAAGUGGGAUUAAAGCCAAGAUUUGGUCUUCCGAUUCCUCCUAAAGGCGAAAAGAAAAUAUUACUUGUAGGAGAGGCGGAGGGAUAUCACGUUGCAUGGCCUAAAAAGCUGGUGAUAAAAGGAAAAAAAGGCCAAGAAAUUCUUGAAGGGCUAAAGAACCAAAUGUAUCAGGAGAGAACGAAGCACAUCGAUUUCAAGUAUCAUUUUAUCAAGGAUGCAGUUGAGGAAGGAAAGAUAGCGAUGCUAAAGGUUCCUACAGCGGAUAACCCUGCAAACAUGUUGACAAAGCCGGUUCCAAGUAUCAAGUUCAAACAUUGCUUGGACUUGGAAACUGGAAGCAGUUCAUCAAUGGUGUCCAAGAACGUGGUUGUAAUUGGCAUCGACUUGGGUGCUACAGGAACAUUAAGUGUUGCGGUUGUCAAUAUUAAAGAUGGAUGGAAUAUUUAUGAGGUGAAAUCUGUAGCAGGUGAUACUCAUCUUGGUGGUAAAGAUUUCGAUGACCUUUUAUAUCGACACUGUUCUUGUCACUACAAUAAUUCAUUUCGUCUCAGAUCUAAGAGCAGUUUAAGGUUUGCAUGUGAAGAUGCUAAGAAAAAACUAAGUAAUCCAAAUGUUACAGAGACAAAAGUCAGUGUGGAUUCUUACUAUGAUGAAUCUCCGAAAGAAUUUCUUAAAUUGAGUACUACAGUAACACAAGAUGUGUUUGAUAGGGAAUGCAAGGAAUUGUUUGAUAAAUGUCAGGAAGCAAUUGCCCAGUGUCUUCAAGUUUCAGGGAUUUCUCAAUUUCAUCAAGUUAUUCUUGUUGGUGGAAGUACAAGAAUUCCGAGAAUUCGAGAAAUAUUGAGAGCCAGAUAUAGCCGCAGUUCAAGGAGCGGCGCUUCAAGCAGCAGUUUGGAGUGGUGA
Papaver somniferum (opium poppy) is the source of this 1548-nucleotide messenger RNA. RefSeq names its product heat shock 70 kDa protein-like. Gene Ontology annotation, molecular function: heat shock protein binding; misfolded protein binding; ATP hydrolysis activity. NCBI's taxonomy places the organism in Eukaryota, Viridiplantae, Streptophyta, Magnoliopsida, Ranunculales, Papaveraceae. The record is from RefSeq and is a predicted model, not a curated record. Gene Ontology annotation, biological process: protein refolding; cellular response to unfolded protein. The transcript has 9 exons. Gene Ontology annotation, cellular component: cytoplasm. The coding region runs from base 1 to 1548 and encodes 515 amino acids.